Molecule: messenger RNA, 1399 nt
Organism: Silurus meridionalis
Lineage: Eukaryota; Metazoa; Chordata; Actinopteri; Siluriformes; Siluridae
Gene: tefm
Product: transcription elongation factor, mitochondrial
Exons: 4
Coding region: 1-1170 (389 amino acids)
Biological process (GO): mitochondrial transcription; transcription elongation by mitochondrial RNA polymerase
Cellular component (GO): mitochondrial nucleoid
Molecular function (GO): DNA polymerase processivity factor activity; nucleic acid binding
Source: RefSeq, a predicted model, not a curated record
AUGACGCGGAACCAAACAUGCGAGAGUCGCGUUUCCUGCCCGGACCCUGAUUCCGGCAGACCUGAGGGCACAGCAUGGCGGCUGACACUACAGGCUGCUGUGUCGGCGUCCGGUCCCCUGUCCCCCCUGCCCCCCCUGCCCGAGUUCUCCCCCCGCUUCCUCCAGUGCACCUACUGCUGGACGGCUCGUAUUCCAGCCGCAGACCUUAACCUCAACCUCCUGCGUGGUGAACCUUCAGAACCUCUGUGCAGACGUGAUGAUGCGGUGGCUGAAGUCAGGCUGGACUCCCUGUACACCCCGGAGCAGCGAGACACCAUCCUGCAGCUUCUCAACACGGGCUCCGAGUCCGAGCUCGCUGCCGUCAAAAUGCUCCGGGGACGAAAAUCAGCCAACAUCGUCGCGUAUCGGGUCCGAAACGGACCCUUUAAGGAUCUGGAGAGCGUCGUGAACGUGCCACUGUUAAAGCACAAAAGCGCCGUCGUGGCCUUUAACUCCAUCCUCUGUCCGACAGAGAAGAAGGAGAAGAGGAAGGGGAAGAUUCAUCUCGCAAAGUUCAUCAGGCCCGAGGUGGAUAAGGCGCUGUUAGAGGACUCCAGCUCCAUCGUGUCCAUCGUGUGCGGGACCAACAGAAUCGCGUGGACACACAUGGACCGGGCGAUGACGGUGUUGGAGUGGCAGCAGGAGGACUGUCACAACUUCAUGAAGGGCACCUACAUGGCGUCCGGUUAUCUGGAUGACGUUUGUGGCGUGGUGUCGAACCUGCCCGCGGCGGAUUUCUACGUGGUGGAGAAGCCGAGCGUGUCGGUCCAGAACACGGCGCUGUUCCCGGUGGUGGUUCACCUGCGCACGGUGGAGGCCAUGCUGUUCGCCCUGCUGAACUCCAGGAGGUGCGCGGACGGGCCGCCCGUCGUGCUGAACAUGAUGCGCACGGCCGUGGGACGCCACUUCGGCCUGAUCGUGGGCGAGAGCCGGACGAGCGGCGCAGAGGUGGUGAGGAAGAUGAUGGCGGAGUCGGCGAUGAAGAAGAUACCGCGUGUGAUCUUCCCGAACGAGCUGCUGGUGCGCUACAGUGGAGCGUUUCACUUCAGCAGCAGGAACAAAGGACAGGAGAUGUGUGACGCCCUGCUGCAGGCCGUCGCCUUCUAUGAGCUGCUUUCAGACUCGCACUGAGACGUGUGUCUGUGUGUGUGUGUGUGCGUGCGUGUGUGUUAUAGAAAACACUUAAAAGAAACUUAAGACACGUCUUCAUCCAGUCUUUCACACAAACCUAAAGUACACUGAAUAUCAGGAUGGAUUGUAAAAAACACCACAAUAAGCCGUACUGUAGGAGUGAAAGUUUCCCACCAAGUCUUUUUGGCUUAUUGUGUAAAAUAAACACUUUUUACACCCGUCUGUGAAA